Molecule: messenger RNA, 1152 nt
Organism: Kalmanozyma brasiliensis GHG001
Lineage: Eukaryota; Fungi; Basidiomycota; Ustilaginomycetes; Ustilaginales
Product: FAS1 domain protein
Exons: 2
Coding region: 1-1152 (383 amino acids)
Biological process (GO): macroautophagy
Cellular component (GO): fungal-type vacuole membrane
Source: RefSeq, a predicted model, not a curated record
AUGAAGUUCCUUGCUGCUCUCACCCUCGCCCUCUCGGCCACCGCUGGUGCCUUUGCCCAGCAGACCAACGCUACUGCCUUCGCUGAGGGCCUUCUUAGCGCUCUCCGAGCCAACAACCUCUCGGCGCUCGCUGAUGCCGUUGGCAAUAACUCGCAGCAGCUCCUCGGUGCUCUCCAGGGCGGCAACAAGACCGUUCUUGCUCCUUCCAACCAGGCUAUUCAGGCUCUUGGCGAUGUUGACAGCGACACGCUCGUUGCUACCAUUGCCUACCAUGUCCUCAACGGGUCCAUCUCCAACAACCAGCUCGGAACCAACAACAAGACCAUCGCUGCAUCGGCCCUCAACUCGUCCGAGUACGUCGAGCUGCCCGGCAACCGCAGCCAGGUCGUCGUGCUCUCCAAGCAGGCUGGAAACAACACUGCCUACGUCCAGCUGGCCUCUGGUAACGUCUCGUUCGCUCUGACCCAGGACGGCCCGCAGUACGAGAACAUCCGCGUCCAGCCCAUCACCCAGGUGCUCACCGUCCCCGGAGAGACCAGCGAGAUUGCCACCCAGCUCGGUGCCUCGCAGCUCGCCGAGCUUCUCCAAGGCGCCAACCUGGUCGAGGCGCUUGACGACUCGAUCGUCACCGUCUUUGCUCCCUCCAACGAGGCGAUCCAGCAGGUCGCCUCGACUGUCCAGAGCGCCACCGAGGAGCAGCGCACCGCUGUGCUGCUCAACCACGUGCUCAACGGCACCGUCGUCUACUCGACCAGCCUCGCCAACACGCCCAAUGCCAUCUCGGCCGCCGGAAACCAGCUGACCUUUGUCGCCAACUCCACCGGUGCUUUCGUCACUUCGGGCAACGUCACUGCUAGGAUCGUCCAGAGCGACUACGUCGCCAAGAACGGUGUCGUCCACGUCAUCGACCGUGUCCUGCUCAACACCACCCAGAACACCCAGGCGGCCGCUUCGGCUUUCAGCUCGGCCACGGCUGCCGCUGCUACCCAGACCGCUGCUCCUGGUGUCGGCUCUGGUUCUGGUUCUGGAUCUGGUAGCGGCUCCGGUUCGGGCUCGGGUGGCGCUGGAAACGGCGCCAACGCUCUCAAGAUCAGCUCGGGUGCUGCUGCCGUUGCUGCCCUCCUUGGUUCGGGCAUGUGGCUCCUUGCCUAA